This is a messenger RNA of Paramuricea clavata, 960 nucleotides long. NCBI's taxonomy places the organism in Eukaryota, Metazoa, Cnidaria, Anthozoa, Malacalcyonacea, Plexauridae. The record is from the annotation of a GenBank genome assembly.
AUGCAAUUCGACCUUGCCAAAUGCAUCCUUCAAGGCGGAUGGAUGCAUAUGGUCUCUGCGGUUAAGCACGGCCUACCAAAGACGGUAUUAAAUAAUAGCCCCUUUUACAUCACCACAAAUAACCUCCCGAAUUUUGGUAAAGAAGAAGACGAUAACGUGAAGCGCAGAAUUGAGAUAUUCACAACAACGUCAUUGCCUCAAACUCUACCGGGAAUCGACAAGUGGAUUUAUGACCACGCGAUGGAUUGUAUUGCGUGGAUAGCGGAAGAAAUCAACGCGAACCGCGAGCACAUCGAUCGACAUGAGCUCUGGUACGAGCCAAAUCACUCUGGACCGUUGACGAUUGCUGCAAACGAGGGGGAAAGUCUGUUCAGUGACGAACACGUGCGACGCAUAUCCAAUGCUGAUUUGCGCGAGGAGGACGCUCCUAUCGUUGAGGAAUUGUCGCAAACAAUCCACGACGGUUUUGUGGUGGAGUUACGUUCGCGACGUCUCGCCCGGAAGAGAAGGGCCGCUCGUGGGGAGUUAAACAGCGACGACGAUAGCACAAGUGAAGAAAUACAAGAAAAUAACAACUCCUCCUCCGAUGGUGAGAAACGUAGGGACGACAUAGAAGGAUGCCGGUUGACUGAAGACAACGUUGUCAAAGAGAGCCCUCAAACGAAGUCGACAACAUUAGCAGAAAGUAGAGACGGAGAGACAACUCACAACGAACGCAGCAAGACGACUACGGUGUCAGUGGAACAACCGUUGAAUGACGACCAACUAUCGGAUGACGAGGAAACAAUGGACAGUGGAACAGAGAGAACUGACAAUGCACGUACCAGUACAGAAGCAAGUGCGGUAACAGUAGAACAACUGUUACCGGUAAAACUCCCACAACCAACAAGCGAAGCAUCGCCUGAUGAGGAAGUUAUAGACAGCCAGACUAUUCGUACCUAUUCACCUCCAGCAGGAUGG